GACGAUGCGGGCGAAUCUAAUCGCCGCGCUCUUGGCGCUGUGCGAGCGCUCCAGGUACUCGUUGGGGUUCCUGUACCUCGGCGACGUCUCCGCCACGACGCGUGGGUUGGCGACCGCGCUGGCGAACACCGUCUCGGUGACCCCGCUUCUCGCGGCCUUGGCUACGCAGGCGGCGACCGCCGGGUCCGUCGGCGUGUCGAUCCAAGGCACAAAAGUGUCCGCGACGGUGGCGGCCGUGGCGACGGCCCUCGCCGGCAACCAAACCUGCGUGAACGCGGUGGUGUCUCUCUUAGCCGCCCUCUCCGCGGACGCGUAGGCCGCGAGCAAAAAUCGCACGACGUCGCUCGCCGUCACCGCCUUCGCCAUGGUCGUGCUGUGCGCGUGCUCUCACCACUCGUCGCGGUCUUUGCGCGUGGUGAGCGCAAUCACGCGGUCGCCUUCGUUCGGCCCGCCCCGCUCGCAUGUCCUGGACGUGGAGGUCGACCAUGCGCGCAAGACGAUCUUCGCGUUCGACAUCCUCGUUUACGACGGGAGGGACCUCAGAGGAGACCGCGCCGCCGACCUCAACGCUCGACUUGCGUGGCUUCGGUCCGCCCUACCGGUGUUGUCGGACGGGUGGACUGUGGUGGAAAAGGAGUACCACGAUUACCGUUGGGGCAUGCGCGCCACCCUCGAUAGCGUCAUGGGUCCCCAUUCCGACGGCCUGAUCUUUGUUCCCGAGGGCGAGCCCUACCCGACCAGGUGCCAAUGGAAGACCCUGUUGAAGUGGAAACCGCCCUCCCACAACUCGAUCGAUUUCCUCCUCGACAAGGACCGUGUCCUCUGCGUGGGUGACGUGAACGGGAGCGUUGUGCCGUUUCGGCCGCAGUUGCCGCUCGACGCGUCGCGGGUACGCCCACCUCCCGCGUGCCGGGACAUCGUCCAGUGCGUCCUGGCUCCCGACGGCCGGCGUUUCGAGGCUCUCCGCGUGCGCACAGACAAGCCCAGGCCCAACUUCAAGACCGUCGCGCUGAACAUCUGGAAGAGCAUGAAACAGCCCCUUGACCUCCACCGUCUCAACAUUAGCGGGCACCAGGCCGUGUGGACCCAUCACGGCUUUCUGAAAAACCAGCUGGCGCAACAGUGCGCGAGCGCGGGUCCCACCAACGUUCUCGAGCUCGCGCUCGAGCUCGACGGCGGCGGGGCCGUGCGCGACAACACAAGGUGGACCAGGUUGGGCUGCAGGGUGGUGUCCAAGGACCUGGAGGAGUUUUUGAACGGCGACGCGCAGGCCGAGGGCUCCUCCACUCUGACCUACAUCCGGACACUUUGUGGGACGAGGUGGUGAACGCGGAGGAGAUCCCCGCACGUUUCCCUGCAGACGCACGCCUCUCACAGGCCGCAGCCGUUGGUGUUGAUCGCCACCGACCUGUUCGUCUCUCGCGCCGAGGCGCGCGGAGUGCGGUGUCGGUUUACGUCCCGCUUUCCUCUCCCUCGCGACCCCACGGUGUUCUUGAGUCCCAC
This is a messenger RNA of Fimicolochytrium jonesii, 1503 nucleotides long. RefSeq lists its product as uncharacterized. NCBI's taxonomy places the organism in Eukaryota, Fungi, Chytridiomycota, Chytridiomycetes, Spizellomycetales, Powellomycetaceae. The record is from RefSeq and is a predicted model, not a curated record. Bases 365 to 1327 code for a protein of 320 amino acids. Gene Ontology annotation, biological process: 7-methylguanosine mRNA capping. Gene Ontology annotation, molecular function: mRNA guanylyltransferase activity. The transcript has 2 exons.